AUGUCUUCCAAACGAGUUUGCCUCGCCUACUCCGGAGGUCUCGAUACCUCGACCAUCCUGAAGUGGCUCAUUCUCGAGGGCUACACCGUCGUCUGCUUCCUUGCCGAUGUCGGUCAGGAGGAGGACUUUGCCGCCGUCGAGAAGAAGGCUCUCGCUCUUGGUGCCGAGCGCAUGGUCAUCGACAACCUGCAGCAGGAAUUUGUUGAUGAGCUCAUCUUCCGCGCCAUCCAAUGCAACGCCAUCUACGAAGACCGAUACCUCCUCGGCACCUCCCUGGCUCGCCCCGUCAUUGCACGAGCCCAGGUCCGAGCUGCUCACAAGCACAAGUGUGACAUUCUCAGCCAUGGCUGCACGGGCAAGGGCAACGACCAAGUUCGUUUCGAGCUGGCGUGGAAGGCCUGCGAUCCAUCCCUGUCCGUCAUUGCCCCGUGGAGAAUGCCUAAAUUCUUCAACCGAUUCCAGGGCCGUGCAGAUCUCUUGAAGUUUGCGGCUGAAAACGACAUCCCAGUGUCGUCCUCUCCAAAGGCCCCGUGGUCCAUGGAUGACAACCUGGCGCAUUGUUCAUAUGAGUCUGGCAUACUUGAACAGCCACAGCUCCCUCCUCCGAAGGAGAUUUGGACCAGAACCGUCGAUCCCCUCGAAGCCCCUAAUGAGCCGACCAAAUUCUCAAUUUGGUUCAAGCAAGGAAUUCCCGUCAAGCUGGAAGUUGGCGGCGAGACCGUGACUGGUUCGCUAGAGCUCUUCAAGGCCCUCAACCAAGUGGCUGGGCGGAAUGGCGUGGGUAGAAUCGAUAUCGUUGAGAGUCGGUUUAUUGGGCUCAAGAGCCGCGGUUGCUACGAUUCUCCCGCUAUGAGCGUAUUGAGGCUUGCUCACAUAGAUUUGGAGGGGCUUGUCCUUGACUCGAAAGUGAAGUCGAUCUGCUCCUACAUCUCGAAUGAGUGGUCUCAAUGCCUGUACAAUGGCAUGUACUUCAGCCCGGAGAGAGAACUCCUAGAAAACAGCAUCGUCUUCAGCCAGCGCCAUGUGGAAGGGAAGGUCGACAUGAUGGUUUACAAGGGCGGGGCUUAUGUCCUUGGCCGAUCCAGCGAGACGAGCAACCUCUACUCGGAGACGCAGGCCUCUAUGGACACUCUGGAGGGAUUCAGCCCCGAGGACACCAGCGGAUUUAUUGCUAUUCAGGCGAUCCGGCUCGAGAAGUACGGUGCGGCCAAGAUUCAGCAGGGCGAACCUUUGACUUAG
Molecule: messenger RNA, 1239 nt
Organism: Hirsutella rhossiliensis
Lineage: Eukaryota; Fungi; Ascomycota; Sordariomycetes; Hypocreales; Ophiocordycipitaceae
Product: arginosuccinate synthase domain-containing protein
Exons: 13
Coding region: 1-1239 (412 amino acids)
Biological process (GO): L-arginine biosynthetic process; urea cycle
Cellular component (GO): cytoplasm
Molecular function (GO): argininosuccinate synthase activity; ATP binding
Source: RefSeq, a predicted model, not a curated record